Daucus carota subsp. sativus is the source of this 2037-nucleotide messenger RNA. Its product is annotated as laccase-7. Gene Ontology annotation, cellular component: apoplast. Gene Ontology annotation, biological process: lignin catabolic process. Bases 112 to 1809 code for a protein of 565 amino acids. Gene Ontology annotation, molecular function: hydroquinone:oxygen oxidoreductase activity; copper ion binding. The record is from RefSeq and is a predicted model, not a curated record. Lineage: Eukaryota; Viridiplantae; Streptophyta; Magnoliopsida; Apiales; Apiaceae. The transcript has 5 exons.
GAGGGCUUUUUCUUUUGACCAUAUCAAAAUUAACUAAACAUCACAAUAUAUAAAUAGCCUUCUCUCUUGCCUUCAUUCCAUCAUAAUCCAAAGUCUCACACACUUUCUCAAAUGGCACGUCUUGCUUUCUUGCUAGCAACUAUCUGUGUUCUUCUGGCUCUCUCUGUUGCCUCUGCUGAUAUUGUGGAGCAUACAUUCCAUGUGAAAAAUCUGACAGUCCAGCGGUUGUGCCAGAACCGAGUGAUCACCGCGGUGAACGGAAGCCUUCCGGGCCCGACGAUCCGUGUAAACGAAGGGGACACACUUGUUGUUCAUCUCAGGAAUGAAUCUCCUUACAAUAUGACGAUUCACUGGCAUGGUAUUUUCCAGAUGUUAAGUGGCUGGGCUGAUGGACCUGAACAAACGACUCAGUGUCCGGUUCGUCCAGGGCAUAGCUACACUUACCGGUUCAACAUUACAGGCCAGGAAGGUACCUUGUGGUGGCAUUCUCACGUUCAGUGGCACCGUGCCACUGUCUAUGGUGCUCUGAUGAUCCGCCCUCGAGCCGGGAGAACUUAUCCUUUUCCUAAACCUUACAGAGAAGUUCCAAUUUUGUUAGGAGAGUGGUGGAAUGCUAAUGUCGUUGAUGUGGAGAACGAAGGCCUGGCGACAGGCGCUGCACCUAAUAUCUCCGAUGCUUACACUAUUAAUGGCCGCCCAGGCGAUCUCUAUCCAUGCUCUUCUGACAAAACAUUCAAACUUGAAGUCAUACAAGGAAAAACUUAUCUAUUAAGAAUCAUCAACGCUGCACUCAACAACCAACUCUUCUUCAAAAUAGCCAACCACAACAUGAAAGUUGUUGCAGUUGAUGCAGCCUAUACGAACCCCUAUGUCACCGACGUAGUCCUCGUCGGGCCGGGCCAAACCGUGGAUGUUCUCCUCACCGCGGAUCAGUCCCCUUCAUUGUAUUACAUGGCAGCACACCCCUACUUCACAGUGCCAAAUGUACCAUUUGCCAAUACAACCACCACCGGGAUCAUUUCCUACAAGGGAGCCACCGCAUCAACGCCCAUAAUGCCCGUCUUGCCCGCCUUCAACGACACCGAUACAGCCCACAAGUUCUCCACAAAUUUAACCGGCCUUGUCAGCGGCCCGUUCUGGCUACCCCCGCCACUCGAAGCCGAUUACAAGAUGUUUGUUACUUUCGGUUUGGGAUUGGUUCUAUGCGAACCAAAUGCAACUUGUUUAGGCCCGAAUGGGCUUAAAUUUGCUGCAAGCAUGAACAACGAAUCCUUCGUAUUCCCUACUAAAUUGUCAAUGCUAGAGGCCUUCUUUAGCAAUGUUGAUGGCAUUUACACUACCGAUUUCCCCAGCCAACCUCCUCUCGUAUUCGAUUACGUAAAUGCGAGCAAUAGUUUCAACCCGAACCUCAUUAUCACGAACAAAUCGACGAAGGUGACGAAAGUGAAAUUCAACUCGACAGUUGAGAUUGUGUUGCAGAACACUGCUUUUAUUAGUAUCGAAAAUCAUCCGAUCCAUCUGCACGGAUUUAACUUCUAUGUGCUUGCACAAGGCUUCGGCAACUAUGACUCCGUCAAUGACCCGAAAAAAUUCAAUUUGGUGAAUCCUCAAGAACGGAACACCAUUGGAGUGCCCGUCGGAGGCUGGGCCGUUAUCCGAUUCCGGGCUAAUAAUCCAGGAGUAUGGUUGAUGCAUUGUCACUUGGAUGUACACAUGCCGUGGGGAUUGGCCACAGCUUUCGUCGUCGAAAACGGUCCGACACCGUCAACGACGCUACCUCCGCCACCAGCUGAUCUACCAAAAUGCUAGGGCUGAUUCAUUGCUUCCACUCCAAGGCACCACCACCAUUUGUUUGUCUCGUCAAAUUAAAGUUGUUGCGCGGCGUCCGAAACCAAUCUAAUUUUUUUGUUCGUUGCAAAUUCGUUGUAAUUGUGAAGUAUAUUGAAUCAAUAACAACUGUACAAUAGUACUGUUUUGUGUUCAUAACAUUUUUUUUAAAAUUUUGAUGGAAUUUAUGUAUAGUAUUAUAUUUGAUUC